UCCUCAAGUGUCCGACAUAUCUGUUCGCCAAACAGUUCGCCAUAACUGUGAAGGAGUGGCAAAGGGUUUACUUUUAUGAACUCCUUUACGGAAGUAAAAGAUUUUCCCAAAUCAUUGGUUGCGAUCAGAAAACUGAAGGAAUCUGUCAUGCGGAGGACAUACCGUUUGUAUUUGGUUUACCCUAUAUUCAUGAGAAAGACUACGAACCCGAGGAUAUGUUUUUCAGCCGAGAGGUCAUGAAAAUGUGGACUAAGUUUGCAAAAGACGGACACCAGGACGAGGAAUGGCCACAAUUACUGAAUAACGAUGGCGUGGAUGGCGUUCCCCUUGUGAAAGGUCUGGACCCGACAAAUAUGACACUCGUAUUGAGUGAUCCCUUUCACCGCACAUGUGAUGGCAUUUGGAGCACA
This is a messenger RNA of Oppiella nova, 410 nucleotides long. Lineage: Eukaryota; Metazoa; Arthropoda; Arachnida; Sarcoptiformes; Oppiidae. The record is from the annotation of a GenBank genome assembly.